AUGCUCGAGGAGUUAAAGAAUGGAUUAAAAGGUCUCCACCCAAGCCCACAAUCACCACAUCUACUAUCGUCUAACACAACCAUUACCGAGCAUCAUCUCACCUACCUUUUCAAGCCAUCAUCAUUGAAAAAACCCACCAUCACCGCGCCUUACACCACCUGCCAUCAUCUCAUCACCACCAUUGUGACCCAACUUCAUCACCACAUCACACCUAAAUUACCCGAGGGUGUUGAAGACAUUUCCACAGAUUUUGUAAGACUUGUUGAAGGUGGUAAUUUGAGAAAAAAAACAAAGACAACAUCAUCUCCAUCAGAAGGGGAGAAAAAUACGUUUUAUUCAUUUGUAAUUACAAUUGUAUGAAUACGAUCCAGUUCAAAUGUAUUAGACAAAAAAUCAAUUGUAGUCAUGUAUAAAUACAAGAUUUCA
Molecule: messenger RNA, 426 nt
Organism: Lactuca virosa
Lineage: Eukaryota; Viridiplantae; Streptophyta; Magnoliopsida; Asterales; Asteraceae
Source: the annotation of a GenBank genome assembly